Pyrgilauda ruficollis (rufous-necked snowfinch) is the source of this 7539-nucleotide messenger RNA. It is a transcript of the gene TTLL7, whose product is annotated as tubulin tyrosine ligase like 7. The transcript has 20 exons. The record is from RefSeq and is a predicted model, not a curated record. Gene Ontology annotation, biological process: microtubule cytoskeleton organization; protein polyglutamylation. Gene Ontology annotation, cellular component: cilium. Lineage: Eukaryota; Metazoa; Chordata; Aves; Passeriformes; Passeridae. Gene Ontology annotation, molecular function: tubulin-glutamic acid ligase activity; tubulin binding. Bases 2891 to 5335 code for a protein of 814 amino acids.
CAGCAAAUCUGAUCUGGAGUGAUUGUGCUGUGCAGCAAGAGAAGAUUGCUGAGCUGCAGAACUAUCAGAGAAUCAACCAUUUUCCAGGAAUGGGAGAGAUAUGCAGAAAGGAUUUUCUGGCAAGAAACAUGACUAAAACACAUAACAUGUAGAAUGUAUGAAACUAUUAUGAUGCAAAUACUGUGUGCAUUGGUGUCGUGUCUCCAUGUCCUACAUGUGGACUAGAGCUCCCCUGUGUCAGUGGUGCUGCACAAGCACUUUUCUGUGCCCCUCUGAGACUGAAAGGAAAAACAGAGACAGCACAUAGAGGCAAACAGCUGUUUGGAGAAGUCUUGGAAACAGCCAGUCAGCUUGGUACACAGUGUAUUGCUGCAGUUCUGUGAUAGUUUGUAAAACAUAUGGAAAACGGACAAAAAGCUCUUGUUUUCAUGCACUCAUUCUUUCAAAUACAGCCUGAUGAUACCUCUUUCAACCUACUGAAUUCUGAGUUCAGAACACAGUUUAAAGUUACUCAUUGCUGAGAUGGCACAUACAGAUAAGAUGGGAAUAAUUUCUCUUACACCAUAACACUGGCUCAAACAUUUGUGUUGUGACUUCACUUAAUAUCAGUAGAUAUAGCAGGGCUUAAUCAGUUGGGUUUUUUUUUCAAUACUGGCCCUCACAACUCAAUACUUAGUAUUCAUACUUUAUAAAAAUCAAAGUGAUAUGCCUUGAGAUUGCUGGUGAAAUCCUAAGUCACUUGGGAUACGUGGUUGAGCAGGCUCUUUCCUGUAGAAUGCAGGAUUUUGUUUCCUACACCUCUUGUUCUGUCUUAAAAUUUGGAUGUGUAGAAACACUAAUUCUCUUGUCUUGUUUAGUGCUGCAUGCCAUCUUUUCUAUUCCCAUUACUGACUGCUGGUUACUAUCAUUGAGAGAUAAUGAAACUAUAUUGAGAAUUGGUAGAGUGUACUUUUUUUUCUUUUACUUCCAAGUUUGUUGCUGUACUGAAUUCCGUAAACAGAGGAGAAGGUGCACAGGAUGAUUGGGAAAGGGCAUGGAUCCAUCUAUGCAAUAUUGUCUUUUCCAGCACCUUUGUUGAUUAUACUUAAAAGGUUCAUUAACUGAUCAUGGGCCAAGAAUCAUUCUCAUCCAUAUAUAUCCACUAACUUUUCAUAUGUGAAAAGUCAGAGGAUUUUGAAAUUUAGGCAGUGGAAUCUGUGUUAUUAGACUGAAGGUUGUGCCUUUAGUGAGCUAUGUUUUGUUCCAACACCAUUGAUUCUUUUGUACAGAAAGCGCUCAGAUCAAGAGCACAGUCUGACCACAUUUGUGAGCUAAAAUAGUACUCAGAAGAACAAUAAUUUGCUGUUUAUUUCUCCUGAUAAGCACAGCAAAAGCUAAAGGAUAGAGGAGCACAGUGAAAAAGUGGUUACUCAUAGUAGUGGACAGCCCAUGUGCUGAAAAAUAGGGCUAUUGUAAUGGGAUAGGCCUUGAUUCCACAGGCUACUUAAUGAUGUUCCUAAGCCCUUUCUGAAUGGGGCCUUGCAGGGAAAGAACAGAGCUGAAUUCUUUUUUUGAAAGUUUUAGUGAGCCUCAGAACUUAUAAACAAUGCUGAAGUAUUCCACUUCAUAAUAUUAAGUGUAAUGUACCCAGUUCAGUUAUGCAUUAAAAAGAUAAGGCAUAUGGAACUGAUAUACUUUCAGUCACAAAACAGUAUCAAUAUAUUGGAAUAGUUUGAAGCUUUAUUCAGUGAGUAGGGUGUGUGUAUAUUGAAACCCUUGAGUAAGUUAAAUGGCAGGUCUCUAGCAUGUAACAGGAUGCAUAUGAUAAAUAAUCUGGAGAGGGAUUUAAACUAACACAGAAAUUGCUUUUUGCCUAAAAAUAGGAUAAUUUCUGCCUAGAUAAGGUACUCAGUUGGCAAAGUAAUAACAUUUGUAAAGACAGAGCAGAUGGAGAGUUGUUUAACAAUAUGAAUGAAUCAGGAAUUCAAAUAUCUACUUCUGUUUUCAAAAAGUUUUCCUGAAUAUUUAGUGGCUUUCAUUGAAGUAGAUUUGUGAGAACAAUAGUUACAAUGAAGCUGCAGAAGCACUGAACCUCAUGCAGUUCUGCUGUAGCUAUUGUGGUUUCUGCACAGUGUUUGUUGGGUAGUUGGCUACACAGUUUGGUGACAGUGUAUCCAUUAUACCAGUGGGGCUUGGCUACAGUCCUAGUCCUACACAUGUGGCUGAAAAAAAGCUCUGUUUUUCCCAUUAGUAUUUUAGCCACUUAAAGAAAAAGUAUCUGCCCAAGAGUAUUACGUAAGCUCAUAGUAGAAAAGAAAAUUAGAAAUGAUAUUUCCUCUUUUACACAUUAGUUAUGCUGAUGAUAUUAGUUUUCAGUACAAAAGGAGAAAUAUACCUAAAUCUGUAUUUAAUUAAAAAAUAUUAAGCUUCACCAUAGUGGCAUUAAAAAAAAAAAAUCAAAGUUGGGGAACAUCCUGUAUCACUUAAUUUCUUUUUAAACUUCCAAUUCUUUGCUCUUGGUCUGUGGAUAUUUGUAUUUGGAUGUGUCCACUCUAUGCUACAGAGUAGUUGUGAGUUACCUGAACUAAUUUUGUCCGAGGUUCUGUAUGAAGGAAGUUUCAGGUACUCUGAGUACAUGAAACAACCUAGCUGCACCAGUAUGAAACUCAACAAAGACUAAAUUUAUCCUUGGGAACUAUGACACCAGUGUACAACCUCCAAGUCCCCAUUGCUGCUGUGCCUUGGCUGCUAACCAGGGUUAAAGCAGCCCGUGUGUACCUCAGCCGUACUGACAGCACGUGUGGGUGCAUCUUCUUGUCUGCCACAAACACAGCUCUGGGUGAUGGACACUUCUACUACCUGAAUUCCUUACCAUUCUUCUUCUUCCAUUUUUCUUCACAAAUAAUGGAGAAUGAUCAAGAGUCAGCCUCAGGAGUACAGUUUCAUUCCUCGAACGUGGAUCUUUCCUGCAGAAUACACACAGUUUCAGAACUAUGUAAAAGAAUUGAAGAAGAAACGUAGACAGAAAACUUUCAUAGUCAAACCAGCUAAUGGUGCAAUGGGACAUGGGAUCUCUUUAAUAAGGAAUGGAGAAAAGUUACAAGCUCAGGAUCACUUAAUUGUUCAGGAAUAUCUUGACAAACCAUUUCUUAUGGAAGGCUACAAGUUUGAUUUACGUGUGUAUAUUCUUGUAACCUCCUGUGAUCCAUUAAAAAUAUUUUUAUAUCAUGAUGGACUGGUGAGAAUGGGCACGGAAAAGUAUCACCCCCCCAGCGACUCAAAUUUGAGUCAAUUGUAUAUGCAUCUGACUAACUACUCUGUCAAUAAACAUAAUGAACACUUUGAACGGGAUGAAACAGAAGACAAAGGAAGCAAACGCUCCAUCAAAUGGUUUACUGAGUUUCUAGAAACAAAUAAUCUUGAUGUCUCCAAAUUCUGGAGUGAUAUUUCAGAGCUGGUGGUGAAGACUCUGAUAGUUGCAGAGCCACAUGUGCUUCAUGCUUAUCGCAUGUGCAGGCCAGGGCAAGCACCAGGAAGUGACAGUGUCUGCUUUGAAGUCCUGGGAUUUGAUAUUCUGCUGGACAGAAAACUAAAACCAUGGCUCCUAGAGAUUAAUCGUGCCCCAAGCUUUGGAACAGAUCAAAAAAUAGACUAUGAUGUAAAAAAAGGUGUUCUGCUAAAUGCAUUAAAGCUUCUCAACAUACGGACAAGUGAUAAAAGGAAAAAUUUAGCCCAGCAGAAGGCUGAGGCUCAAAAAAGACUGUAUGGUCAAGGGUCAGUGAAAAAACUUUUGCCAGGUUCCUCAGACUGGGAGAAGCAGCGCCACACACUGGAAAGGAGAAAACAAGAACUGAAGGAAAGACUUGCACAAGUACGUAAACAGAUUUCCAAAGAGGAGCAUGAAAAUAGACACAUGGGGAAUUACAGGCGAAUUUACCCUCCUGAUGAUAAGACAUUACUUGAAAAGUAUGAGAGUUUGUUAGCCACCGCUUUCCAGACGUUUCUUGCUGGAAGAGCAGCUUCACUUCAGCGGGAAAUGAAUAACCCCUUAAAAAGAAUGAAGGAGGAGGACAUUUUGGAUCUUCUGGAGCAGUGUGAAAUAGAUGACGAAAAGCUAACGGGAAAAUGCAGCAGGCAGCGAGGACCUAAGCCCUUGUGUUCAAUGCCAGAAAGUGCACAUUCCUUAAGGAAACCUAAGAACUACAGCAGUGACAGUAGCUGUGAUAGUGGCAGCAGUGUGUCAGAAUCAGGAGAAGAAACUGAAAAGGAAGAUCACAAUGAAAAAAAAGAGAAAAAAGUUUCAUAUGAUGUUGAAGAAAAUAAGUACAAAUCUUUGGAACGAUCAGGUAGAAUGAACUGCAAACCUUCAAAUAAAAAUAUAAAGUCUCCAUCAUCUUCGUCCCCCACACCAUCCACAGGUCCAAUAAGGCGUUCUGUGAGCUGCCCUCGUUCCAUAUCAAUCCUCACUAUGCAGUCCCAGGGAGCUGAGCAGCGCCCCUUUUCAGCCAAAGCAUCUCUCCAAAUGCAGAGAACAGCCUCAGUGAACAGGUCUCACUCUUUAAGUCGUAGCCCAUCUUCAGCCAGAUUCUCUCAGACAGCCACCUUGGGAACUAUGAACUCUUCAGGGUCAGCUAAUAGAAUUGGAAAGACAUUAAGAUUGUGUCUUCACAACAACGUGUUAAAGAGUGAGUCUUUGCUGCAACAGAAAACAAAAGAGCAAGAAGUUGCUUUGACAAAAGAGACUCUUCUCCGUAUCAAUGACUUGAGAGUAAGGUUCCCAGGAAAAACAAAUGAAGAAUCUGAAUUAAUUAUAGAAGAUAUUAUGGAUAAUUGGAAGUAUCAUAAAACAAAAGUGUCAUCCUAUUGGUUGGUAAAACUGGAUUCAGCAAAGCAACGAAAAGUUUUGGAUAUAGUCAGGACAAGUGUCCGUGCAGUUCUACAGCAUGUCUGGAAAGCUCCAGACAUUGAAAAUUUACAUCUCUACCGUCUUUUUAACCGUGUAUUUAAUCGCUUACUUUGGAGCCAUGGUCAAGGCCUAUGGAACUGUUUCUGUAAUUCAGGGAGCUCUUGGGAAACCAUAUUCAGUAAAGGCUCAGAGGCGCUGACUCCGGAGCAGCUCCAGUGUUGCCAGCGAAUAGUACAGCUUUGUAAACACUGCCUGCUGGUAGUUUACAAACAUUCAUCAGACUCAAGAGGAUCCCCAACUGGGAUGAGUCACCACUGGGAUGAUACAAGGUGUUUAUUGCCAAGACCUUCACUGUUCAUCCUGAAAUCAUCCUCAUCCAAACUUAGCUGCAGUCCAUCUGGAACGCCUCGCCCUAACAUUUUGUUCACACACAGAUACAGUCACUUGUGAAGUAAAAGGAAAUUGCUGUUUGUAAAUAAUAGCAUUCAACUUCUUUUUUUUUAACUUGUGAUGGAGCUAAACAUAAGCGCUGUUAUAUAUUUCCUACCAUCAUAUUAUAAUAAAAUUUAGCUGAAAACCUACUGUAAAAGCAUAGCUUUUCUGGGAACAUAAUAAACCUUGUUAAGUUGUUUACAUACACAUGUGAAUGUGUAGAUCUUGCUAGGUUUAUAAGUAACUCCUUCCUACUAGAAAUGUUAUUUUUGCUGCAGAAUAUAUAAAAUGGAAUUGUUCUUGAAGAUUCUAUUACAGUAUUAUAUUAUUUUGUAAGUACAAUACUUUGACUUGAAAAUUAUUUAUUGUAAACUAUAUUAUUUAUUGUCUCAAAUGUCCUUUAACAAAGCAGUUAAUUAGAAAACUCUUGCAGAACAGUAAAACUGUAACAGUUAUCAAAAAUAAUCUGAUCAGUUCUUGGAUAUGUUUAAAAUAAACCCCAAAAGUCUGUAAGCCAAACCUAAAGCAGACAUAUUUUUAUCUCUCCUCUGAAAUGACAAGUUCUAUUUAAUACUGCUGUUUUUCUUAAAGGACAUGAUAUAGCAUCUUUUAGCCAAAGCAAAGGCAUCUAGUACACAAACAGUAAAAUAUCAGUUUAGGCAUUCACUUCCUAAUUGGAUUCUCGUAAUAAAAUGGAAGCCAAUGUUUGUUUCCAGGUUUUCAUUCACAUUACCUGUAUCCUGUGCCUUUAGGUUUCCUUUGGGAGCAAGCAGUCAUCCUCAGCUCCACACGCAUGCAUAGUGCAUAGUUUUUCUGUUACACUGCCUAAGUGGUAAAGCAGACAUUUUUAGGAAAUACUGCAGCUGUAAUGUAUUAUUUAAAACUUAAACUAAUUGGUUUGUUGUAGUUUUUAGCAUGCAAUCCAGUACCUACUGUAGAAUGUAUCUUUGCAAUGGACAGUAUUUUCUAGAUUGCUGACACCUUUAAAUGUUGGAAAUCUAAUUCACUAAAAGCUCUCAUUCAGAUCUAGAUUCCUGAAGCUGGCUGAACAGCACAAAACCAAAAUGAGCCAGAGCAGGAACCUAGUAUUUACAGGAUUUGUAGCCUGAAAACAUCAUUUGGGUUUUGAUACAUACAGCCAUUCGUCCCACUCAGCAUUGUGCCAUGUGAGCCUUAUUCAUUAGAGAAAUAAUUAUUAAAGAAAUCAGUUAUUCUAGAUUUAAAAAUAAUUUUUUUGUUUGAGUAAAGAACAGAGUAGUUAUUAUUUACCAAAGACUUGUGUACUUAUGAAUCAUUUAACCCUGAAGCGUGUUGGUAAAUUAUCAAUGUAUUUCAGGUAUACUUUAAAAAUAAUUUGGGGGCUAAUUAUCCUCAGGAGCAAGUAUGUUAGUGUUUUUUGAUAUCCAGCAAUUUAAAACAAAUUUAAGAGACUUAAGAGAUUUGAGAUUGAAGUUGUAUGGAAAUUAUUUUUUAAGAAGUUUUAGUCAUAGGAUAUAUAAAAACUGGGAAUUUGGUUGAGAUUUUUGAUGCCUGUGCUGUAGUGCCUCAGCUCUAGAACUGCAGAAUAUAUAACAAGAAUAUAUAACAAGAAUAUUUGUAAACAAAUAAAAAAACCCUCUUGAGAUUAUCAGAUCAAAGCAGUCUUUUGGUCUGGUAAAGUCUUUUUAAUUUUUGUGGUAAUAUUAGUUCAGUAAUAUAGUAUGUUCACAUUAACUGUAUAUCUCUUUUGGUCCAUACAGUGACUAUUAAAGCAUACUCUGGUUACCUGUAACACCUAAUAAAAGCUGUAAAUUUUCUCUUCUUGGAGAAGGCUUCCAUUGUAUUCUACUUUUGGCCAUAAGGAUAAGAUCAGCUUCCAGCUUAGCUUGCCAGACUCUAACAGACUUUAGGAUGGAAGGUUCACAUGUCUUUAUUUUUUCCUUUUAUUUUUUUCUAAACUUUACUAUAUGAUUUCUAUUUUCAAAUGCCAGUGUUGGCAUUUGAACAGGUCAAUUUGUACAGGUCAGUCUGUACAGAAUACUCUGCCAAAAGAAAGAGGGCUACUAACCAUACCUAUGGACAAAUCUAGGAAAAAAUUUCAUUUAGCAUGUACAAAAGUGGACCAGAUGGUGGUUUACGUCUGACACUACAAUAUAUUUGUAUUUCUGACAACCUUUCCUAAAGUGGUCAUGUGUUCCUAAUAUAAUGUGUGAAUCAAUACCUUCAAUAAACAUCAUGCUACA